This is a messenger RNA of Dracunculus medinensis (Guinea worm), 1050 nucleotides long. The record is from the annotation of a GenBank genome assembly. Lineage: Eukaryota; Metazoa; Nematoda; Chromadorea; Rhabditida; Dracunculidae.
AUGAUAUUUGCGGCGAAUUGUGAAAAGAAAAGUGAUAAAAAAUUGGUACUGGAAAGGUCAGUAGGGUCGCUGUUGGGACAAUUGAUCGGCGAUGCGAUUGGUUUUCGUUAUCAAUAUCGUUUUGCCAUCGAUAUUCGAAAACAAAUUGCUAUGGAUCGAGAUGAAAAUGGUUUCUUGCCAAUUCGCGGAAGUGGUGUUUUUGAUUUUCCACCUGGGCAGGUAUCAGAAGGAAGUGAAUUAUGUAUGAUGCUAGUGCGGUCAUUAAGUCGCGUUCGAAAGUUGUCUUUAACUGAUAUCGCCAAUAAUCUUGUUCGAUGGGCUGAAUCUGAACCAUUAAUUGUUGAUGAAACACUUGCGAAUGUACUUCAUAUAAAUGGUCCAAUAAGUUCAAUUAGAUUUCUUCCUGCUGAACAAGUUGAAAAGUUGAUUGUGGCAAAUGCGACCAUAAGAAAUAGCCGCAACUUCUCGAAUAAAUGUUUAUUUUUUGCCGUUCCUUUAGCUAUUUCAUCGGCUCAUACAGUUGGUCCAUCUUUAGCUCCAUUAAUUGCUGGAUUAUUUCAACCAAAUCAAGUAGUUGUUGAUGCACUUCAAACGCUAAUCGCAACUGUACGAUCAUUAAUUAUUUCGAAUAAUGUUGAAACGGCUUUGAAUGUUGCUCGUGCAACAUCAUGCACCAAAACGAUUAAGGAUCACAUAAGUGGCUCAGCUGUAAAACCUCAUCCACAUCCUGAAUCAGAAUAUUCUAUAAGAGAGGAAUUACCGAUUGAUUACUUGGGAAUCGCAUUGCAAUGCUCUUUGUAUCAAUUGGCCAAUGCAAAAUCAUUUGCUGAAGGUAUCGAGAAUGCUUUAAAAAUUGGUGGCGAUACAAUCGCGAAUGCGGCAAUCACUGGCGCUAUAUUAGGAGCACGGUUUGGUGUGAACAACAUACCAAAACAAUGGAAAGAUACAGUGCUUAAAGCGACCCUCGAUCGACAUAAAACUUUUCCAGAUGUAUGUUGCAGUGACAUCUCAAAUUUAGUUGACAAUUUGUUGUCGAGGGUUACAUUAUAA